Molecule: messenger RNA, 5385 nt
Organism: Patella vulgata (common limpet)
Lineage: Eukaryota; Metazoa; Mollusca; Gastropoda; Patellidae
Product: small conductance calcium-activated potassium channel protein
Exons: 11
Coding region: 251-2428 (725 amino acids)
Biological process (GO): potassium ion transmembrane transport
Cellular component (GO): neuron projection; neuronal cell body; plasma membrane
Molecular function (GO): calmodulin binding; small conductance calcium-activated potassium channel activity
Source: RefSeq, a predicted model, not a curated record
UUGGUCAGAUUCUUGUUUUUCUGCUACUUGGUCUUCGUCAUGGACAAAUUCCUGCAAUAUGCAGUUGAUAAAAUCCCAACAUAAUGGAUGUGCCAUCAUCCACAAAUUGAAUUAUGAAAUGUACAAGCACAAUGAAAAUGUUUUCUUCUGUAUGUGGUAGCUUUAUUAGACGGACUCGCAUUAUUCAAAUCACCGUGAGCAUUUAUUAUUGAUUGAUAACAGAUUAGAGAACUAGCCGAUUUGAAUAAUUAUGCCGUUUGUCGUCAUGGUGGAACCGGCCAAUCAAAAGACUAGGAUUGAUUCCACCGAACAGCUGCAACCAGCUAGCAGACGAUCACUGUCAGUUCGCGCGCGCAAUAGUCAACAUGUCGACGGCAAAAUACCGUCCAUACAAGAUGGAAUGGAAGAAAGAACAGAACAUUUACCUUCGGUGAUUUUACCGUAUAUUACUUCACUAGAUAAAGAUGGGAACGUAAAUCAGGGAUAUACCUCACCAGACAUUGAGUUACAAAGCUAUUCUUUUCCCCACUCCAACAACAACUUGGCUCAGAAACACGGCUACAACAGUGACAAUCAUAUGUUGAAACCUCUAUCUAUACCUGUCACUGUCCCAUCAACAGCCACAACGGAUACAAACACCAUGAAAGCUAACCAAAGACCAAGGAUACUACAUCAAAUAAGUGACGACGAAGGGCGACAGGAUGAGUCUAUUGGCAAAGACGAUGCAGCCAAACAUAGGGCUAAGGAAUCGGUGCUGUCCGAUAUAGGCGCCGAUUACAUGAGAGUAAACGGGACGAUUGGUCCGUUCAAGCAAUUACAAAAACCGUGUUCCCUGCAGUCUCUGCCAACUUCGUCUAAAAUGAGCUAUACUUCAACGGAGGAGGCUGGUGUAGCGUUGGUGGGGGGUGGAAGCGAGUACCAAAAAUACACAGAAGACAAAACACAACAUAAAGCACGACAAAAAAAUGUCGGCUACCGUUUAGGGAAACGAAAGGAACUUUACGAGAAAAGGAAGAAGAUUUCUGAUUACUGUUUAGUUUUUGCCAUGUUUGGAAUAGGUGUCAUGGUUUUAGAAACGGAAUUAUCUAUGGCCGAGGUGUACACGAAGUCCAGUUUCUAUUCCAUAGCCCUGAGAUCACUAAUCUCUAUAUCUACUGUGAUAUUAUUAGGUUUAAUAUUAGCAUAUCAUGCUCUUGAAGUUCAGCAAAUAAAUCUCGAGUUAUUUGCUGUAGAUAACUGUGUGGAAGAUUGGAGGAUUGCUAUAUCUGUAAAAAGAGGAGUUCAAGUUUUUGUUGAACUUGCAGUGUGUGCUAUUCAUCCCAUACCUGGUGAUUUUACUUUUAAAUGGACAACACCACAAACUGAUAAUCGAAAUCCUAUAACAAGUGUGGUUCCAGUUGAUGUUGUACUCUCCAUCCCAAUGUUUUUACGACUUUAUUUAAUAUGCCGUGUUAUGCUACUUCAUAGUAAACUCUUUACAGAUGCCUCAUCCAGAAGUAUAGGGGCUCUGAACAGAAUUCAUUUUGAUACACGUUUUGUUCUAAAGACGUUAAUGACAAUCUGUCCAGGGACUAUCCUACUAGUAUUUAUGCUGACUCUGUGGAUAAUUGCAAGUUGGUUGCUCCGUGCCUGUGAAAGUUAUCAUGAUGAGAAUCAUGCCAAUAUUUUAAACUCCAUGUGGAUGAUAGCCAUCACAUUUUUGUCUAUUGGGUAUGGUGAUAUUGUACCAAAUACCUACUGUGGUCGAGGAAUAGCCAUAGCAACUGGUGUAAUGGGAGCUGGUUGUACAGCCCUGGUUGUGGCGGUCAUUGCUCGGAAACUAGAACUUAGUCGUGCCGAAAAACAUGUACAUAAUUUUAUGAUGGAUACACAGUUACAAAAAAGAUUAAAAAAUGCUGCAGCUAAUGUGCUGAGAGAAACCUGGUUAAUAUAUAAAUACACAAAACUGGUGCAAAAGGUUCAUGCCAGUAAAGUAAGAGCGCAUCAAAGAAAAUUUCUACAAGCAAUACACAGCUUAAGAAGAGUGAAGAUGGAUCAACGAAAGUUGACAGAAAAUCAGAGCACAUUAAUUGAUAUGGCAAAGACAGUAGGGGUGACAGGUUUGGAUUCCCGCAACGGUGUUUAUAUCUCCAUACCACAUGUCGAAUACCAACAGACUCAGGCUAAUAUUCAAGAGUUGGUUGGAGAGAUGCAUUCAAACCAAUACCAAAUGGAGAAAAGAGUAUGUAAAAUUGAAGACUCACUUGGGGCUCUACAGCACCAGUUACAAGCAUUACCAUCAAUGAUAGCUCAAACAUUAGCUCAUCAAGAUGAACCUUUUAAAAUUCGCCCAUUGUCCGGUACAGGGCUAGCAAGUAGGUUUUCCCCAACCCGAAGACGUAAACCUUUCCCACUUCAACCUCACACCAACAGCACCAGCGAGAUAUAAGGCUACCAUGACAACCAACUAGAGCCUCCCAAUUGGUCGUCAGCAAAUGUGACCUAAACAUCAGUGAUACAGUUCGGGGGAUUAUCGCGUAACAUCAUGCCCAAAUAUUCAGGAUUACCUGAAGAUAGAUCUGGGCGGAAUCAGAGAUAACUCUGCCGAUUAUCCAAGAACAGCCGUAUCCUGGUUGAUAUAUCAACCUAAGCAGAGGAUUCCAACUCCAGGAAAUCAUGAAAUCAAAGUCUCCUAUAUGGUGGAACCCUAGGCUGCCAGCACCAUUUUAUAAAAUAUGAGUUCAUACAAAGUUAUAAUAAUAUGCCAAAAUAAUAAAAAAAUGAGUUCCUGAGUAUAGAUAUUAUAACAGCAGCAUUAAUUUAAAAAUGGUCAAAAAGCCAGUUUUAAGAUGCAAAUAGAAAACAUAUGGUUCUUAUUGUAGGACCAUGGUAAUAAUUAAUCUAAUGCCAAAUAAAAUUCUAUACCUCAACAAAAAACUUAUUAAAUAGGCUUCCUAUAUAAUGAAGUUUAAAGUCUAAAGAGAACCUUCUCUUUUUCAGGAAAAGAAACUUGAGAAUUUUUAAUGAAAUUCCUUAUCAAAUUUAUAUUUUAUAUACCUUCACCAUAAACAAUUUUAAUCAAAGCAGAAACCAAAACAUAAAAAAUAACUUAUGUACACACAAAACUGCAUAAUAAAUAAAGGGCAUACAUGUAUUAUAAAGCACCUUCAGCCCACCAAGCCAACAAUACUGCUUCUACUAUUAUGUCUAUCUGCCAUUCCAAUCCUGUGUGAGCAAUUUACAUCUUUGUCAACAUUUCAGAACUAUUAAACUACAUGUAUUUCACUAAAGUUUAAUAUGUUGGUGGUGGAGAUUUCUUGUAACCUAUGGACAAGACAAGGACAUUAAUUUAAGAAAUUAAAAAUAACAAGUUUUUAAAACAAAAACAAAUUCAAAACCAUUAGAUCUAUUCAUUUGGCAAGACUUGGGUCAUUUGGGAACUUGAAAGUAUUGACAAAUUGCCAGUUUCCCUUCAUGCUAAUGAGAAAUCAAAUCUUUCUGCACUAGACAUUCAUAUGCAUGUAUUAUAAUUGGAUUUGGCCUGUUUUAUAGACUAGAUAUGUACCCCACCCCACCUAAUUAUUUCUUAAUUCUACACUAAAUUGCCACUAUUUCACUCAUGUUUUAUCAUGAUAGAGUAUAACAAAAUAACUUGGAUAUCUGAAAAUUAAAUACCAGUAAUGUAAGACAAAUCAGAAUAUUUGUAUUGCAUGUAUCUCUUCAGAAAACUGAACAUGUAGCUUUUUGGUAGUUGAAAAUAACAAAAAAAUUGCAUCAAAACAGACGUCCAAUUAGAAAUAGUGUGUGAUAUAACAUUGACUGAAAUUACUUUGAUUAGAUACAAAGGUAAUUUGUUAUAGAAAAGUAAGUGUUAACUAAUGUGAAAGUGUAUAAGUGUGUGUAUUAUGAACUACAAAUUCAGAUUACGGUCCAGAUAAAUUGGUGAUGAUUGGAAUAGGAUUUAUUUCUUGACUUCACUAAUGAAAUAAAUUGUAAAUGAAGUGAGUGACAAGUGUGAAUUAACUUGCUUAAUAUAAUGUAUAUAUUAACUAGACUGUAUAAAUACAGUCAGAGGAGAGAUUCAUAUAAUACUUCUAUACCUCAAGAAAGAUGUAGUGAAAUUGAUCUUUAUUGUUUAUUUGAAUGAAUUAAUUUGCCUGUAAAACAAGUUAUCUCAGCUGAGAUGUAUACAAUGAAGCUUGAUUGUACUGUAUGUUUAAAAGACUUGGUCUAUAUGUUGCAAAUAUAAUAAACAAUAUAUUUGCUAUUUUAGAUUUGUUUUUCACAAUUUAAUAAAGGGAGUGUUAAAUUUAAAAAAAAAUUGUAGUCUUUCUGUACAUCAAGAAAUAUGUGUAUAUUCUAUACCCCAAGAUGUAAAUAUAAAAUUGUUUAUAUGUAUAUUAUCUGGAUGUAUAAUUUUGUAAAUUGUGCUAACUGUGUACAUUUUAUUAUCUAAACCUAACAAUUUAAUCAAAAAACUGUGAUACCUUGAGUGAUGGAGUCCUAUACAAUAUGUGUGUGAUAUUCCAAACAAAUAUAAAGUUAAUUUUUAUUUUCUCUUAAAAACUGUUUCAUAGAUUUUUUUUUUUAAAUGAUUAAUCCUUGACUAAAAAUGGACAUUAAAUCUUCCAAAAAGUUUUAAAAUUUCAUAUAAAUAUUGUUUGUGAUAUUCCAAAACAUUUUUUGUCUUAAUUAUUCAUAAUUGACAAUUUUGUUAAUUUUGUUUCAGUAUCUAUCCUCAAGCAACAGUCAUCUACUCAAAUAUAUACAUCAAGUUGUUUAGUUAAUAAGUAUUUAUUUGAUGUGUAUUGUAGUAUAAAUGUACAUGUAAGCAUAAUAUAUACAGUUUGUAAGCAGUAUGGAGCUUUAGAAAAGUAUUAUUAUUUGCAUUUCUGUUCAGAAAUUGAUGUGUUCAAACAGUAGUAUUCAUGGUAUUAUGCCAAAACAUGGGCUACAGUCAAUAAUAUAAUGGAGCCUAUCCAAUUAUAUUGUGUUGGAAACAAAACAACUAUGUAUAUCUUAAUUUCAACUAAUAUUAGAAUGCUGCUUUCACUAUUAAUUAGCUACUUUACCAGAAAUAAUUGAUAAUAAUUAUUCUUGCUUACAUAUACAUGAGGUUAUAAUGAAGAGUUGGGUUCAUUUUUCUUUAACAAAGUAAAUUAUUAAAAUGUAUGUGAUGUAUGCUUUAAAAUAAAGAUAAAUCAUUUUUAUGUACAAAUAUUAAUUAUCUGUUUUAUUAGCAUACAAUACUAAAUUUAGAUCUAAAGCUUGCAAACAUUACCAUAUAAAUAUGUGUAUAUAUUGUUUGUAAAAAGGGUUAUUUUGUAUAAAUUAACCUUCUUGUUGUUAUAUGACCUUUUAUUUCUUUUGUUAUCCUUUCAGAUGUUCCAUUUUGAUUAAAAAAAA